AUGUUAUUGAUUUUGAAAGGUGCACUUAGCUCUUUAUUUAAUAUUUUAAAAAAUUGUGAAGACUUCAGAGUGAGUUAUCAAGCUAUCAUAGUAUGUAAAAAAUGUCCUCAAGAGUCAAGGGAAGUCGUUUUAGAACCAAUUUUAGACUAUUCAGGAGGAUGUGAUUUUGAAAAUUUCUUAGAUUACAGGUUAAGAUAUACAACAACUUCAUGCAAAAAAUGCAAAAAUGAGGCUACUUCAAUCAUUAGAAAUAUUUUAUGACCCAAAUAUUUAUUUAUUGUUAUUGAUGAAGCACAGAGCGCUCUUGAAUAUGAAAAUAUAAAGUCAAUUAAACUAGAUAACGAAUCUCAAUAUGAUUUUAUUGGUGAAAUAUUAUAUAAAAAUCAACAUUUUACAACUGUAUUAAAAAAUCCAUAUGUGAAGACUAGAAGUGGAUACAAAAUGCUCUCUGGCAGCUACCAUCAUGAUGGGAUGAGAAAUGACGGUCAACUUACGAAACUCACUGUUUCAUUGAAAAGGUUCAAAUGUGAUCAAAAGCCAUAUAUUUUAGCAUAUAAAAAGGUUAAUAAAAUAUAA
Molecule: messenger RNA, 576 nt
Organism: Blepharisma stoltei
Lineage: Eukaryota; Ciliophora; Heterotrichea; Heterotrichida; Blepharismidae
Source: the annotation of a GenBank genome assembly